UCUUUGAUGGAGGGUAGUGGGGAUACUUAAUCCUCUUAUUAGUCCGUUCUUGAGAUAACUAUUAGUUAUUAAGAUUCUGCUCUGCUUGUUUGAAAUGCUGUAACUUUCUCUAUAUGACGUUUUUUUGGCACUCAGUGUUUGGUGUUCCGAUUGAGAUCAUUGUCCAGCGGCAGGAGUCAAGCAGGCCUAUACCACUGAUACUGAUUAAAUGCGCAGAUUAUCUCAUAUUAACAGGUAAUAAUGUUUGGACCAAUGGAUCACAAACCUUUUAUUGCUCUUACCUUCUCAUAUCGAGUUAUCAAUGUGAUAUUUUCCUCUUACCAGGGCUUAAUUCACCGAACUUGUUCAAAGCCGAAGGAGAUAAAAAGUUGAUUCAACAAUUGGUUUCUGCUUACAAUCAAGAUCCUAGUGCGUCAAUACCUGAGGGUGUGAAUCCAGUUGAUGUCGCUGCACUCAUGAAAUACUAUCUUGCCACCCUUCCGACACCCUUCCAGGCACCAUAGGAGCUGCAGUCCAACCAGCAGGACACACCAUUGGAACCACACCAACCUCUCCUCUAUCUAACACCGCCUCAAAUCAUUCAACUUGAUUUUAGUUUCCUUUUGUCUGUGUAUGUGAACUUAUUAGGAUAUGUUAUGCUUUGAUUAGGAUAGUUUUUGAAUGGUUUGGAAUGGUACUUGAUUGAUAUUUGAAUGGUUUUUGAAUGCAUUUGCUUUUGAAA
Arabidopsis lyrata subsp. lyrata is the source of this 721-nucleotide messenger RNA. RefSeq lists its product as uncharacterized. NCBI's taxonomy places the organism in Eukaryota, Viridiplantae, Streptophyta, Magnoliopsida, Brassicales, Brassicaceae. The record is from RefSeq and is a predicted model, not a curated record. Gene Ontology annotation, biological process: signal transduction. The transcript is spliced from 2 exons. The coding region runs from base 114 to 503 and encodes 129 amino acids.